Molecule: messenger RNA, 1021 nt
Organism: Capsicum annuum
Lineage: Eukaryota; Viridiplantae; Streptophyta; Magnoliopsida; Solanales; Solanaceae
Exons: 1
Molecular function (GO): nucleic acid binding; zinc ion binding
Source: RefSeq, a predicted model, not a curated record
AUGGCUUAUAAAAUUAGAGGAGCUUCUGACAAAGAAGCAGCCACCAUGAUUGUAUCAGGAUUCACUGGUAUGAUAAAGCAUUGGUGGGACAACUAUUUCACAGAUGACGUUAAGAGCCUUAUCUAUGAGUCCACGGCCAUGGAAACCAUCGUUGUCAAGAGUGAAAGUGGUCAAGAAACCCUUCAGCAAGUUGUGAAAGAAGACGCCUGUGCUACCCUCCUGUAUCAUAUAGCUAGACACUUUAUAGGAGAGCCCAAGUUAUUUCAAGAUAGAAGCCUUGAAAUUCUUAACAACCUCACCUGCAAAGAUUUAGCAGACUUUAGAUGGUAUAAGGGCACCUUUUGGGUCAAAAUCAUGAUUCGACCUGACUGUAACAAUGACUUUUGGAAAGAACGUUUUAUUAGUGGUCUCCCUCCUCUGUUCGCAGACAAGGUUAGAACCAAAAUCAAAUAUAGAUUCGAGGGAAAAAUCCCUUACAGAAUUUUAACUUAUGGGGAUAUAAUAAGCUUCAUUACCACCGUGGGGAUAGACCUCUGCACCGACCUUAAGCUUAAGAAGCAACUUAAGAAUGAUAGCACUUCCAAAUAUGGGUUAGGUACCUUCUGCCAAGAUUUCGGUUUCACGAAUCUAUCCUCUCCAUCUAGUAAAAAACAUAGGAAAAAAUCCUAUAAGUCACAUAGAAAAUCCAAACCUAGACAAGAGUCCUCUAAAAAGAAGUCUUACAAAACUAGUAGAAAAACUAGGAAAAAGUCCUCUAGAAAUAAAGAUGUUUGUUGGACUUGUGGUAAAACUGGCCAUAGAGCUAAAGAUUGUAAAUCUGGCAAGAAGAGUAAGAUGAACCAAUUAGGUCUCUCUGAAGAAACCAAAGAGAAAUUAUUCUCUAUAUUGGAAGACUCAUCAGACUCUUCCGACUCUUCCAGCUCUUCUAGUGACGAUUAUAGCAACGAAGAAUUUAUCAACGCCACAUAUGAGUUCGAUCGAUCCCAGUCUGGCCAAGAUUAUGCUUGCAACAGUACCUUCU